Messenger RNA from Penicillium canariense, 594 nucleotides. RefSeq names its product rho GDP-dissociation inhibitor. The transcript is spliced from 3 exons. The record is from RefSeq and is a predicted model, not a curated record. Gene Ontology annotation, biological process: Rho protein signal transduction. Gene Ontology annotation, molecular function: Rho GDP-dissociation inhibitor activity; protein binding. Gene Ontology annotation, cellular component: cytosol; membrane; cytoplasm. NCBI's taxonomy places the organism in Eukaryota, Fungi, Ascomycota, Eurotiomycetes, Eurotiales, Aspergillaceae. The coding region runs from base 1 to 594 and encodes 197 amino acids.
AUGGUUGACCACCACGAGGAUGAUCUUGCUGCCACCAAGACUGAGGGCUUCAAGGUCGGCGAGAAGAAGUCUCUGCAGGAGUACCAGGAGCUUGACAAGGAUGAUGAUGCCUUGAACCGCUGGAAGGCCUCCCUGGGCCUGAACUCCGGUACCCCGAUCGGCCAGCCCAACGACCCCAAGUGCGUGAUCAAGUCGCUGGCUUUGGUCACCCCCGGCCGCCCUAACGUCGAGAUCGACCUGUCUGCUGCCGGUGCCGUGGACAGUCUCAAGGACAAGCCGUUCAAGAUCAAGGAGGGCGCCAAGUUCCACAUCAAGGUUGUUUUCCAGGUCAACCACGAGGUGCUGAGUGGCCUCAAGUACAUUCAAGCCGUGAAGCGAAAGGGUAUCCGUGUGAGCAAGGACGAGGAGAUGCUCGGCAGCUAUGCUCCCAACACCACCGACAAGAUGUCCUACACAAAAGAGUUCAACGAGGAAGAGGCCCCGUCUGGCAUGCUUGCCCGCGGUCACUACAAUGCGGUCUCUAAGUUCGUCGACGACGAUGAGCACACUCACUUGCUGUUCGAGUGGUCGUUCGACAUCGCCAAGGACUGGUAA